AUGGUAUUUCAAGUGAUUCAACCAGGUAGAAAUCAUACAGAAAAGAUUAUAAAGGAAACUGUAAAAUCUAGAACAUGUUGUUCUUGUAUGGAUUCACUAAAGUGGCAAUGUUUCUUUUGGUUAUUUGCACUUGCUAGUGUUGCUGGUCUAGCUGUAUCUGCCAUCAUCUAUAAACAAGCAAAGAUUGAAACUGAAGAGUAUUGGGACAAUUAUUCUGCCUAUGAUUCUGGUACAAGUCCUGUUGACAAGGAAAUAGGAUCAUUAAUGGGAGUUGUAUUUGGAUCAAUUAUAGUUGCAGGUAUUUGGUUUUGGAGAUUUAUAAUGUCAUUUUGUGGUGGAAGAGCAAGUGGUUUGAGAAAGAUGAAAUCGGUUGGGUAUUUGGUACCUUAUGUAGAACAACUUCGUGCUACUAAACCAUCAAUCUUGGUCAAUUGUGAAAGUUAUCAUUGGGAGACUAGAACUAGAACCGUUACAACCUAUGUCAACGGUCAAUCUACUACUCGAACCGAAACCUAUCAGGAAAAGGUAACUACUCAUAGAGAGGCAAAUGAAAUGUUUGUCUCUGAAUGGGCAGACUUGUCACCACCACUCGACAGUAAAAUCACCACUUUGUUACUAGAAGUAUACUUUACCAAAGAUUAUACUCAUAUGGACCCUCUAUCUGAACAAUGUCUAGAGACUGUCAAAUCAGACAUGACAAGAAGAAACAAACCAAGAGACACUCAUUUUAACCUUGCAGUCUCUUUAAAUGUCGCCGAUUUUUCAGAUUCUAAACUAUUUUGUUUGGAUGAAUCUCGUAUCCCUUGGUAUGCAAAUUCUUUUUGGUGGGCUAUUAUUACAUUUUUAUGGUUCCCAUGGGAAAUUGCAUAUAGAUCAAAUUUAGCAACAAGUCAAUUUGAUAUAUUGAAACAUGUAAGAAUUACUGGUACAGUUAGUCCAUUACCAUUGGAUGAUGGAUCUGCACCACCUGAACCAAUUUUAUAUUUACAAUUACCUGGUACAACACAUGGUGUUGCUCAUGUCUUGGUUCCACCAGGUACUCAACCAAUGGGUCCAACCAUCUUGGCUCCAAAUGGUCAUCUUUAUACUCCACAACAAAUGAAUAAUAAUAUGCAACCAAUGAUGAUGAUGCAACAAACAGGACCCAUGCCAAAUAAUUAUUAUCCACAAAAUUAUAUUGCUCCAGUCCAAUAUCAACAACCACCACCAAUGGGUGCUGAUCCAAAUUAUCCAAUCUAUCAACAACCUCCCAAACAAAUGCUCAAUCUCACCAGAUCCUUAGAAUUAGUCAAAGCUGACAUGUUCAGAAGAAACAAGUCAAAAGAUGAACUCUUUGAAAUCAAAGUUGCAAGUAAAGAAUGA
Molecule: messenger RNA, 1362 nt
Organism: Cavenderia fasciculata
Lineage: Eukaryota; Evosea; Eumycetozoa; Acytosteliales; Cavenderiaceae
Exons: 4
Coding region: 1-1362 (453 amino acids)
Source: RefSeq, a predicted model, not a curated record